This is a messenger RNA of Selaginella moellendorffii, 611 nucleotides long. RefSeq lists its product as uncharacterized. The transcript is spliced from 5 exons. The coding region runs from base 15 to 587 and encodes 190 amino acids. Lineage: Eukaryota; Viridiplantae; Streptophyta; Lycopodiopsida; Selaginellales; Selaginellaceae. Gene Ontology annotation, molecular function: DNA binding. The record is from RefSeq and is a predicted model, not a curated record.
UGCGACGCGACGCGAUGGCGGACGACAAUGCGCCAAGGCGACGACGGAGGGGAUCGCAGGCUGGAGCCGAGCUUCCUGAGCUUCAGGAUGAGCAUCACCGCAAACGGGGAAGGAAGAGAUCGCAUGGAGACGAGCUUCGAAACGAGGAGCCUCACGGGAACAGAGGGAAUGACCAUGACGUACCAAUAUGCCGACGACGAGCAGCGACUCAUGAGCUUGGGCUGCAAGAGGACGACGCAAUCCACCCCAUGAGAGGACGAAAUCCAGUCACGUUUCAAAAGCAUCUCACGGCAUCGGAUGUGGAUGUGGACCUGAAUCGGUUGGUGAUACCAAAACACUCUCGACGAUUCUUCAUGGAGGCGGGAGAUGAAGCCAUCCUAGGUCGGGGGGGCAUUCUCUGCAGGAAGCUCAAAGUGCAGCGUGGAGAUCUCCAGUGGAGGUUGGAGACUCGUUUCCUCUUUCCCGGAUCCUUCUACCUCCUUGGCUGGAACAAUGUGAUAGAAAGCUUGUCCCUUCAGGCUAAUCAAACUGUGACGUUCGAGAAGAUCCAGAGGUACCAGUUCACACUCGAUGUAGCAGAUCACUAGGAAGAAAUGAAAGAAACAAAUCAA